UCGGUCCGUCGGUCGGUCCGUCGGUCGGUCCGGGCACCGCGUCGCGUCCGGCAGCUGCUCCCCGUGGGCCGCGGCCGCCCCGUCCCGUCGCGACCCAUCGCUCGGGGCCGGCGGCGCCGCCGGGUCCGCGUCCCUCGGCGCGGCCGGUUCUCUCCCGUCCCUUGUUCCCGGGCUGGAGUGUCCCGGUGCCCAUCGGUGCGGCCGAUUCCUUGCCGUCCCUUCCGGGCUGCUGGGUUUCCGUGUCCCUCGGCGCGGCCGGUUCCCUCCCAUCCUUGUCCCCGACCCCGCGGGCUGCCCCGCACCCGGCAGCAACAUGUGGCUCCUGGAGCGGCUGCGCGGCGUGGCGGAGAACGGCGGGUCCCGGGGUGCGGAGGAGUCCCAGCGGGGGUCCCGCUACAGUAACGUGCUCACCCCUGACAAGAUCCCCGAUUUCUUCAUCCCUCCCAAGCUGAGCGCAGCACCUGCUGAGGCUGAGGGCCCGGAGCCCCCCACAGCACCUGCCCUGGGCCCCUCGGCAUCGGAGCAGGACCUGGCUGGGCGCAAGCCCCCGCGCAGCCCCCGGCUCUCCAGCCGCCCCCGGCCGCGGGCGGCUGGCCGCCAUAUCAUCCAGAUCGAGAGUGCCGAGGACUGGACGGCUGAGGGGGGCUUCGGCACCAACGUGGACCCGCAGGCGCAGACGGCCAUGUCGCUGCCCUACGUGCCCAAGGCACAGACCUCCUACGGCUUUGCCACGCUGGUGGAGAGCCCCCACACACGGCGCAAAGAGUCGCUGUUCCACAGCGAGCACAGCAGCCUCUGCCCCUCGCCGGCCACCUCGCCCAGCGCCCAGCGCAGGGCCAAGCUUAACGGUGAGAGCGGCCCCCGGGCGCCCGCUGACCUGGGCGCAGCCCUCAUGCACCCCGGCCGCUACUUCAGCGGCGGUGAGAGCGACACGUGCUCCUCGGCCGAGUCUUCGCCCUUCGGCUCCCCGCUGCUCUCCCGCUCCGUCUCUCUGCUGAAGAUCUUCAGCCAGGAGAGCCAGUCCAAGGUCAUCAAGCUGAAGCAUUCGGUCGCCCGCAACAGCUCGCUGUCCACCGACGACAGCUCGGCCGACACCAGCCCCAGCGCCCAGCGCCGGUCCAGGAGCGCCCCAGCCGGGGGGCAGCCGCCCGCCGCCCUCCUGCCCCUGGACCUGCCACCGGGCCGCGACCGGGAGCACAGCCUGCGGCUCAGCCGGGGCGGGAGCCUGCGCCUGGCCGCCGAGUACGACCCCUCCAAUGCCCGGCUGCGCGUGCGCCUCGUCUCCGCUGAGGACCUCUAUGAUGCCCUCGUCGACCUGCGCAGCAUCAACUGCUGCGUCUCGCUGUGCCUCAACCCUGGGAAGCUGCAGAAGCAGCGCAGCACCAUCGUCAAGAACAGCCGCAACCCCAUCUUCAACGAGGACUUCUUCUUCGACGGGCUGGGCCCUGGCCAUGCCAGGAAGAUGUCCCUGAAGCUCAAGGUGGUCAACAAGGGCAGCAGCCUGAAGCGGGACACGCUGCUGGGGGAGAAGGAGCUGCCGCUCACCUCCCUCCUGUCCUGCCUGUAGGCACUUGCUGCCAGCCCUGGAGGGACCCGGGCUGUCCCCCGGCCCCGGGGGGGUUUGAAGGGCCCCUCGGAGGGAGGGCCGGGCUGUGGCAGAGUGCGCGGUCCCCGGGGCGGUGCUGUUGUGGGGCUCUGCGGUGGGGCAGGCAGGGCUGGCAGCCGCAGCCUCUCCCCUCUGCUCCCCGCUGGGGCUGCGUCUCCUGGAGCCCAGCGGGGAGUCACCAGCCCGUCUUCACUGGGAAGGAUGGAUGUCACCUGCUGGGCUCUUCCCUCCCUGGUGCCCGCGUUCCCAGCUGGCCAGCACAAAGGUUGGAGGUGGGUAGAUCUCUGUAGCAUACUUACUACCACCUCUCUCAAAGCCCCGGCUGCUGGAGGCAGGUGAUAGGAUCAAUCUCAGCUUUAAUUUAAAAGACAAGUUUCUAGUCUCAGAAACUGCAGAGAAAAUACUGCAGAGAUGACCCAAGAGUGGGCCAAGGGAGGUGACCCUGGGGGAUGAGUCAGGUUUGUGGGUUUCGAGCUUUUCCUAUGCUGUCCCCAGCCCCGCAGGACUGCACAGAUGUGCAAGUCUUGGUCUGACACCCCCAGCCUCCCCGACCCCCUGCAGCGUCCCCCACUGCUGACACCCUGCAGGAAACUGCUCCUGGAGCUUCAGGGGCUUUGGGUUUGCCCAAACCCCCGAAUUGCCUGUGCCCAGCCCCUCUUUGUGUGGCUGGCAUUGCCAUGGGGGGGCCUGGCACCCCUUGCCCUGAGUGCUGUCCCAGCCAACACACUUGCUGACAAAAGCUGGGGUGACAAGAUUAGCCCUCCCGGAGUGCUGGUGGGUGGCUCUGGGGAUGUCCCUGGGGUCAGGCUGUGGCUGAGGCUCCCCCACCCUCUGCCCUCCCUCACCUGGGGGGCUCUGGCUUGUGAACCGCUGCCCCCCCUAGGUGGGGGGACGUGUCCCGUGGGGUCACGAAGCCCCAGUGCCCAGCGGGGAAAUGCUGUGGGGGGUAAAAGCGGCACCUUGUUGUUGUUUGGUGUGGUGUUACCCGUUGCUUCGGGCUCUGCAUGUUUCUGUGGAAGGGAGCAGAAUUCGCAGCGCUCCUGUCCCUGCCUGUUGCAGCACGUGUGGACACACGCACACAUGUGUCCCUCUGUGUUAACCUCUGUUGGUGGCAGUUGAUGUUCCUUCCUUGUCCUUUGCAGCAGAUGGCAGAUUUCAGUGUUGGCUAUUUAUAUCUGAGGCUGAUCUUUCCCAGCGCGUUUUACUUCUGUCUGUAAAUAUGUUUCAGGUACGUGAGACAUGGUUCUGAUUGCGUGGUGUUUGCAUGUCAGGGGGGAUUUGGGGUGAUUGUGGCUGUUUGUUGAGCUUGUGGCCGAUACCAAACUGUGCAGGACUGAAGGAGCAGAUGUGUCCCUCCUUUACAGGGGGUUUCCCACCUGGGGCUCCCCAGCAGCCAGCACAGGGAUGCUCGUGGUCCCCGAGUGCUCUGGGAUGAAGGGGGGGCUCUGGGAAGGGAGAAACAGGGAGAUGGGCCAUGGAUGAACACCCUGCCCCUGAGCAGACCCAUCUGGCUGCUGCCCCAGCCCCAUGUACCCCCCAGCAGCACCGUGUGGUCCCCAGGAUGCUGCCGGGGUCCCCCCUUCUGUGCCUGCAAGGGGCUGGUGGGACCCAGGUGCUGCUGGUGUGGGGGGGCCCCAGGUUGCGAGGAAGGGGGAGCAGGAGCCAGGCAAAGAUUCUGGUGGUCCUUGAGAGGGCUGGGGGUGACGCAUCCCCCUCGGCAGAGCCGUGUGCCUUUGGGUGUGGGGAAGGGAGAUGAUGCGAGCGGGGCCCUGGGCUGCACCAUGGGCUGGGGCUGGCCCUGAGGGCUCGUGCUGGCCCCCCGUCUGUCCCAGGGUGGCCUGGUGGGGGUCACGGGGCGUGUGGACGGUGAGCCCUGCUCUGCCGGGGCUGUGGGACCCGGGACGUGGCCUGGCUGGGUCUGUCCUGCCCUGUAGCUCUUUUCUACUGUUCCUGCUUUGAUAUUUCCGUGGCUGGAUUUAAUGAUGCAUUUUUUGAGUGAAAAA
Columba livia (rock pigeon) is the source of this 3609-nucleotide messenger RNA. It is a transcript of the gene C2CD4C, whose product is annotated as C2 calcium dependent domain containing 4C. The transcript is spliced from 2 exons. Lineage: Eukaryota; Metazoa; Chordata; Aves; Columbiformes; Columbidae. The record is from RefSeq and is a predicted model, not a curated record. Bases 314 to 1567 code for a protein of 417 amino acids.